AUGUUGAAUUUUGUGGCAGUUAAACAGAGAGACAGACGGAGGCCUGCUCAUAGGGAGGAACCAUAGCGAAAUGCUGUCGAUGCAUUCAGAGUCAACAUCAUACACGCAAGGCAACAGGUGAGGCGAAAGUUUCUUUUUGUCAUUCCUUAUGCUGUGCAGCUGUAG
This is a messenger RNA of Haemonchus placei, 165 nucleotides long. The record is from the annotation of a GenBank genome assembly. NCBI's taxonomy places the organism in Eukaryota, Metazoa, Nematoda, Chromadorea, Rhabditida, Trichostrongylidae.